AUGGUGAGAGGAAGUAGGUUGGUGAGAGUGGCAUCAUUCUUUGGGAUGACAAUUGGGGCCUUCGUUUUCUGGCAGUUCAUGGACAGAGUCCAUUCGUGGAUCGCCCUCCAUCAAGACGAGAAGAUCGAGAGGUUGGAGAAGGAAGCGGAGAUAAGGCGAGUCCGGGAAGAGCUUAUCCAGCAGCUGCAGCAGAAGCAGACCAACUCCAGCCACACGGAUCCGUUGGCAUGACCCUCUCCCAUUCUCCACAGUUAAUUUCCUCUUAGAAAAACUCCACAACUAUGAAACAUUCAUGUAAUUCAAUGGAAAGAUGUUAAUUGGCUUUGCUUCAAAGUAGAAAUAGAUGUAAGGAUUUUAUCGUUCACCUGUAUCUGCUCAGUCCUAGAGACAGUCCGUCAAAUACGGAAUACCUGUUACAGAGGCUUAGCAAUCAUCCCGAAUCGAAUAAAACUGUCGGAAUAAUUUUCAA
Molecule: messenger RNA, 469 nt
Organism: Punica granatum (pomegranate)
Lineage: Eukaryota; Viridiplantae; Streptophyta; Magnoliopsida; Myrtales; Lythraceae
Source: RefSeq, a predicted model, not a curated record